Molecule: messenger RNA, 1092 nt
Organism: Phycomyces blakesleeanus NRRL 1555(-)
Lineage: Eukaryota; Fungi; Mucoromycota; Mucoromycetes; Mucorales; Phycomycetaceae
Product: secreted triacylglycerol lipase
Exons: 9
Coding region: 1-1092 (363 amino acids)
Biological process (GO): lipid metabolic process
Source: RefSeq, a predicted model, not a curated record
AUGAAGCUCACUUCUUUGUCGAUUAUAGCCGUUGUUAUGUUUUUUGUUUAUUCCCCUGUUUCCAUGGCUACUCCGACUGCCAAUAAUACUCUCACCACUAACGCCACUCGAUCCUUCACCGUCCCUCCCGUCAUUGCUCAGCGUGCAACAGUACCAAGUGAAUUCUCUUAUCUUGACAUGGUUGGCCAAAAACUAGACACAAAAAUCAAUACUCCUCUCCCAAGAAAUGUUGACCAGGCGGAUAGCAUGGACUUCAACUCUUCGGCUGCAAAUUCCAAUCAUGUCAAUUCUAGAAUGUCUCGCAGAGCAACUUUUUAUGCCAGUUAUAAAAAGGUCAAAGAAUUAAAGGGCUACGCACAGAAUGCAGCCAACGCUUAUUGCCGUAGUGUUGUUCCUAUGAACACCUGGGUCUGUGAGCAUUGCUCCAGAGAUGAAAGUCUUGUCUCUACAUUUAAGUCCGGUAGUUUGGACACCAAUGGCUAUAUUAUUCGUAAUGACAAGACCGGGAUCAUCAGCCUUGUGUUCAGAGGUACAAGUUCCUUCGCAAACGUGAUUGCUGAUGCCGAUUUUUCUCCCACAAGCUAUCCUCCUGUCAAAGGCACUAAUGUUCAUAAUGGCUUCUACAAUGCAUACAUGUCCGUUCAAAAAGAUGUUCUCAGUGAAAUGACACAGCAAAUUACUGAUUAUCCUCACUAUCGAGUCGUUGUUACUGGACAUUCUCUCGGUGGUGCUCUUGCUAUUCUUGGUGGAUUGGAUUUGUUCCAGCGUGAUAGCCGCUUUGACGCCUGGAACCUUUCUAUUGUAACAUUCGGUGGUCCUCGUGUUGGAGAUCCUGCAUUUGCCCACUAUGUAGUUAGAACUGGAAUCCCAAUAACACGGGUCAUACACAACCAAGAUAUUGUUCCCCAUGUUCCUCCUCAGUAUCUGGGUUUCUUACAUCCUGGAACCGAGUAUUGGAUUACAGAUGAAGACAGAGUUAAAAUUUGCCGCAGUGAACUUGACUCCUCACAAUGUUCAAAUUCUAUUGUUCCAUUUACCAAACUUCGCGAUCACCUUACUUACUUUGGUAUCGAUACUGGCACCUGUACCUAA